Messenger RNA from Gaeumannomyces tritici R3-111a-1, 312 nucleotides. RefSeq names its product histone H4. Gene Ontology annotation, cellular component: nucleosome. The record is from RefSeq and is a predicted model, not a curated record. Gene Ontology annotation, molecular function: protein heterodimerization activity; structural constituent of chromatin; DNA binding. The coding region runs from base 1 to 312 and encodes 103 amino acids. Gene Ontology annotation, biological process: nucleosome assembly. Lineage: Eukaryota; Fungi; Ascomycota; Sordariomycetes; Magnaporthales; Magnaporthaceae. The transcript has 3 exons.
AUGACUGGACGCGGCAAGGGCGGCAAGGGUCUCGGAAAGGGUGGCGCCAAGCGUCACCGCAAGAUUCUUCGUGACAACAUCCAGGGUAUCACCAAGCCAGCGAUUAGGCGUCUUGCCCGUCGUGGCGGUGUCAAGCGUAUCUCAGCCAUGAUUUACGAGGAAACUCGCGGUGUCCUCAAAUCAUUCCUGGAGGGAGUGAUCCGCGACGCCGUCACAUACACAGAGCACGCCAAGAGGAAGACGGUCACGUCACUUGAUGUCGUCUACGCCCUGAAACGCCAAGGCCGCACCUUGUACGGCUUCGGCGGUUAA